UAUACCAAUUGUGGUUUCUCAAAUGGACAAUACACUUUAAAUGACAACUCUUCAAUUUGUUUUAUCUAAGUGUAAUAUAAAAGUACAGUUCUUCUCAUUAUUGAAAAAAAUAACUUAUUACAAAUAUAAGUAUUUUUAUUAACUGUUUCACAUUUUGUUCUAAUGACGGACUUUCACAGAAGUGCAUUUAAAUCAGUAACAGGAAAGCCAAUGGACGAAAUUUCAAUCGCACAUCACAAUUUGCUUCGACGAUUCCACCAGUUUCCGACUGCUAAUGUUUUAACAGAGGGUGCCUCUUGUUCCAGGGAUCCAGAGAACGGUGUAAAUAAAUCAACAUUAAAUCCAGACAAUUCUACGACAAACCCAUUUCGUCCCUGGUUAUGCGAGAGUAAAACGACGACAAAAACAGAGAGUACAAAUCCGGAAACAGAAUGUUCGGAAACUAAUUCAGAUCAGACGAUAGUAUCCAGAAAUAUUUUUAAACCAUCACUUAGUGAUUUAUAUCGUUACCAAUGGGCACAACAUUUAUAUCGUUCUCCAUUUAAUUUUCUAACAUACGGGCAACAAGCUCUUUGGACAGAUCCAAGAUUUUUUCACUUUUUUGGUCAAAGAAAAGAUUUGUCACAUGGAAUGUUUCCACAUAAAUACACAGAAGAGGGAGAAGUUAUUGGAAAAGGUUUAUACGAAUGUUUAAAAUGUCUGAAACAGUUCAGCACACCACAUGGUUUGGAAGUCCACGUUCGACGUUCGCAUAGCGGUAGACGACCUUAUGCUUGUGACAUUUGCAACAAAACUUUUGGUCAUUCUGUGAGUUUGUCUCAACACAGAGCCGUUCAUACUCAAGAAAAAUCUUUUCAGUGCCAGCAGUGCGGAAAAUCAUUCAAGCGGUCUUCAACCCUUUCUACCCAUCUUCUCAUUCAUAGCGACACAAGACCUUAUCCGUGUCCAUAUUGCGGAAAACGAUUCCACCAGAAAUCGGACAUGAAAAAACACACCUACAUACAUACAGGUGAGAAGCCAUACAAGUGUACCCACUGUGGGAAGGCAUUCAGUCAGUCAUCAAAUCUCAUCACUCACUGCCGUAAACACACAGGUUUCAAACCAUUCUGUUGUCAGAAAUGUGGUCGGUCAUUUCAAAGGAAAGUCGACCUCCGCCGCCACCAGGAAACCCAGCACGCAGAGGAAGUGACAUCAUCGGCGGAUGCUUGCAUGAAUUCGAGUUCAGACUGUUUAGUUCCAAAAACUCCACCCGCAAUCAACAUUGUAUAGACAAAUAUUCUAUUGUAGUUGUAAAUUAGAAAUAGAAAAAUAGUCAACGGGAUGCUUGGGUAGAUGAAAAUCACACACAUCGUUUAUAUUUUUACACACAAUUGUAUACUUAAUACAUUUUAUCUAGUGCUAUACUUAAACGACAAAAUUAGAGUACUAUUUGUAUAUUAAUUGUUGAACUUUUUAUAUAUUAUGUUUACUAAUUUAUUUUGCUGCUUGCUUGCAAAUUUGGAAUGUAUGUAUCCCCGUUCAUACAUAUAAAUACUACAUUCAGUAUUCAGAUAAGGGGAUAACUAUAUAAUCUCAAAGGUGGCUUGUGUUCUAUAAGUCAGGUUGACUUUGUCUCAUUUGGCAAGAAAACAGAGCUUGUCUCUCAACUUCAAUAACUGAACAAUUGUGCCUGUGUAUAUGUGCAUGUGCGUGUGUCGGUUUUCGUGCAUGUACGUAUGUCUGUCUUUGUAUAUGUGUGUGUGCCUGUGCGUGUGUCUGUCUUGGUGCAUGUGUGUGUGCCUGUGUAUGCGUCUGUCUUCGUGCAUGUGUGUGUGUGCCUGUGUAUUCGUCUGUCUUCGUGCAUGUGUGAUAUGAGCGAAAUUGAAAUCAAAGUCAAUCUUAAACAGAAUUUAGUCAAAUUAUCGAUUAUUGUGCACAAUUUCGUAACAGUGAAAUAAAGAACUGUAAUUAAA
Molecule: messenger RNA, 1952 nt
Organism: Mytilus californianus (California mussel)
Lineage: Eukaryota; Metazoa; Mollusca; Bivalvia; Mytilida; Mytilidae
Product: zinc finger protein 271-like
Exons: 4
Coding region: 163-1269 (368 amino acids)
Biological process (GO): regulation of transcription by RNA polymerase II
Molecular function (GO): RNA polymerase II cis-regulatory region sequence-specific DNA binding; DNA-binding transcription factor activity
Source: RefSeq, a predicted model, not a curated record